AAGUAUGCAUGUGCACAUGUACAAAUACUGAGAGAAGCUUCAAAUCCCCCCCUUUCUGGCACUCCACACCCACACAACUGCUUGAGAGAAACUGCAGCGGAGUCUUAUGAGUUUGUUUGCGAACAGAGUGUGAUUAGAAGACUCAAGGCAGAGAGAAGGACAGAGAGCUGAGUGAAAGAUUAUAUAUAUGACAUGGCAUCGACACUCAGGAAUCUGACUGACAAUGAAAGCCACUGGCAGAAAUCCUUUGAGGUUUUUCUGGAGUGCUCUUCUGAGCAUCAAGCCACGUACGACUUCAUCCACAAGAUCCUCCCAGACCUCCUGUCCAGCACUGCAGAGGGAAAAUCUCAUAUCAGUGUCAUUGGAGUAGGAAGUGGUGCAGGUGAAGUUGACCUGGAGCUGCUCUCUGCAAUCCAUCAGAAGUAUCCAUGGUUGACACUGGACAACGAGGUGGUGGAGCCGAACAGCCAGCUACUACACAAGUACAGAGCUUUGGUGUCACAGAGACCAGAUUUAGAUUACAUCAAGUUUUCCUGGAACAUGAUGACUGCCUCUGAGUUUGAGGAGAGCUGGAAAGUGAAAAAAAUAACCAAGAAGGUUGACUUCAUCCAUAUGAUCCAGGUGCUGUACUAUAUGGAGGACCUUGAAUCAACAAUCACCUUCUACCAGAGUCUCCUUAAAAAUAAUGGCAAGAUCCUUUUCAUUCUUGUCUCUAGUGAGAGUGGUUGGGCAAGGCUGGGGAAGACCUACAAGGACCAGCUGCCUAACAGUGGGACCAGUUGGUGGGUGACCACAGAAGACGUCAAAAGGUUCUUGGACUCCAGAGAAGUGACCUACCAGAGCUAUGAGCUGCUGUCUCAAAUGGAUAUCACUGAGUGUUUCUCUGAGGGGUCCGAGAAAGGAGAGCUGCUGCUUGAUUUUCUAACUGGAGUGCUGGACUUCAGUAAGACAGCCUCAUCUGAGCUCAGAUCCAGCGUCUUAGCUUUUCUGCGGCACCCAGACUGCAGCACUGAGUCUGAUGGCAGAAUUAUCUUCAACAACAACUUGGGAGUGCUCAUUGCUGACCCCCUUCCCCUCUCAAAAUGCUGAGGCAUUUUCAAAUUGAGUAAAAUUUCAUAUUUUGAGUAAAGAGAAAUGAUGUGUUUUGAUUUUAAACACUGAUUGUUGAGAAAAAUGUGACUAAUAUUUAGGGUCUGUUCCUUUCGCUGACCAAGCCAAUGUUUCCAUAUCUGGAGUUGGUCCAGGGGCACCAGACUGUAGAUGCCCACUGAUCCUAGUGGUUGGUUUGUCUGUAAUUGGGAUGGAGAUGACAAAUUUCAUUGACUAAUGGCCAUAUUAUUAUAGUUUAGAAAAGUGAGAAUACACUGCAGAUCUGCUAUACUUGAGUCUAAAAUCAGCAUUUGGUUUAUCUUAAAUAUUUCUUAAUUCAUAUCAAUAUUUUCAUUAAUGUAUCAUAGUCCAGUUUUGGAUUGGACAAAUAAGAGCGCAGAGAGUCAAAAUAAAUGGCAGUUUACUGGCGGUGUCGCAGACGGAACGGUCCCCCGAUGACGCAGUUCAGAUUAUCACCUCGUUUCUGCUUCAGACUGCACACCAGUCAUCUAUCUCAGCGACAGAUCUGAAGCUUUUGUACAACAAUGAUUUCCACACAGAUUCAGCAUUUCAUCAUAAAAGGA
Molecule: messenger RNA, 1673 nt
Organism: Thalassophryne amazonica
Lineage: Eukaryota; Metazoa; Chordata; Actinopteri; Batrachoidiformes; Batrachoididae
Product: histamine N-methyltransferase-like
Exons: 7
Coding region: 193-1089 (298 amino acids)
Molecular function (GO): N-methyltransferase activity
Source: RefSeq, a predicted model, not a curated record